This is a messenger RNA of Aegilops tauschii subsp. strangulata, 1447 nucleotides long. Its product is annotated as probable xyloglucan endotransglucosylase/hydrolase protein 8. Gene Ontology annotation, cellular component: cell wall; apoplast. Gene Ontology annotation, molecular function: hydrolase activity, hydrolyzing O-glycosyl compounds; xyloglucan:xyloglucosyl transferase activity. The record is from RefSeq and is a predicted model, not a curated record. Gene Ontology annotation, biological process: cell wall biogenesis; xyloglucan metabolic process. NCBI's taxonomy places the organism in Eukaryota, Viridiplantae, Streptophyta, Magnoliopsida, Poales, Poaceae.
AGCUUAAACUAUGAAAGCACCCUCUAGUCUAUAAGAAAGCUGUGUCCUGUGCCUUGUGCUUUGCCCCGGACCAAAGCAUUAGCACGCUCCUCCACAGCCCACUGCUCUGCCUGUUUGUGGCUUUGCCGUUUCCCGUUCCCCACUCAUCGUCGGCGAUACAAUCUUCUCGUGGAUUGUCUCGUGGAGGCGGGAGCGAUGGGGCGUCCGUGCGUCGGCGCUCUCCUGGCGUGCGCCGCCGUUGCAGCUUCUUGCUGCGGCUGCUUCCAGUUCCAGGGUGCUGCUGCGGCGGCGACCCCGUCGUUCGGGGACAACUUCGACAUCACCGGCGCCGAGGACCACGUCAAGACCUCCCCCGACGGCCAGACCUGGUACCUCUCCCUCGACAACAAGACGGGCGUUGGGUUCCAGACGAAGCAGAAGUACCUGUUCGGGUGGUUCAGCAUGAAGCUCAAGCUCGUCGGGAACGACUCCGCCGGCGUCGUCACCGCCUACUACAUGUGCUCGGACCUGGACGCGGCGCCGGAGCGCGACGAGCUGGACUUCGAGUUCCUGGGCAACCGCACCGGCGAGCCGUACAUCAUCCAGACGAACGUGUACCGCAGCGGCGUAGGCGGGCGGGAGAUGCGGCACUCGCUGUGGUUCGACCCCACCGCCGAGUUCCACAGCUACUCCAUCCUCUGGAACCCCAAGCAGAUCGUGUUUUUCGUGGACAAGGUGCCGAUCAGGGAGUACCGCAACUCGGACAAGCCCAACAGGUUCUUCCCGAUCAUGAAGCCCAUGUACGUCUUCUCCAGCAUCUGGAACGCCGACGACUGGGCCACGCGCGGGGGGCUGGAGAAGACGGACUGGACCAAGGGGCCCUUCGUCUCCUCCUACAGCGACUUCACCGCCGACGCCUGCGCCUGGGCCACCGGCCCGGCCCCGCCGGCGUGCGCGGCCGCCACGGGGAACAGCUGGUGGGACCAGCCGCCGGCGUGGGCGCUCGACGACGGCCAGCGCCGGGACUCGGGCUGGGUGGCCAGGAACCUCGUGAUAUACGACUACUGCGACGACCGCAAGAGGUUCCCGGCCGUGCCGGAGGAGUGCGCGCUCAGGACCAAGACUAGCUAGUAGCUCCUCAUGGAUGGGCCGCCCUAGGUCUCGCUUCACAUGCAUCGUUCUUUUUUGGGGGUUCGAUCGAGUACGUGGUGUGGUGUAGCUAUCAAUUGGUGGAUGGAUUUUUUUUUCUUUUCUCUUCUCUUGUUUUGUGAUGAUGAGAUGCACAUGCGGACGUGCAUGUGCACGGUGAUGCGGCAUUGAUUGCCCGGGGUGGCUGUGCUCUCAUGUGAGUGAUAGCCCUUUCGGAGGAAAAUGAUGACAUUUUUGUUCCGAUGCCUUCCAUGCUGCACGACACGAGCAUGGAUGGGCCAAAACUUCAUAGAAAUGGUCCCACGUAUACGCAUGAUAA